Solea senegalensis (Senegalese sole) is the source of this 1934-nucleotide messenger RNA. It is a transcript of the gene adss2, whose product is annotated as adenylosuccinate synthase 2. Gene Ontology annotation, molecular function: GTP binding; adenylosuccinate synthase activity. The transcript has 13 exons. The record is from RefSeq and is a predicted model, not a curated record. Bases 81 to 1460 code for a protein of 459 amino acids. Gene Ontology annotation, cellular component: cytoplasm. Gene Ontology annotation, biological process: 'de novo' AMP biosynthetic process; IMP metabolic process. Lineage: Eukaryota; Metazoa; Chordata; Actinopteri; Pleuronectiformes; Soleidae.
UCAGUGCUGAGUCUCAGUGCGGGGAGAGAAAGGGCGCACAAGUGUAGUCAGGAAGGCAGGGAGGCAAGGAGCCAGCUGAAAUGUCGGAGAGUGGGAGUCAGGAAGCGACCGCCGGGGACCCGAACGGCAGCGGAACCCCGACAAAGCGGGGACCGCGAACGGAUGUCGGCAACAAAGUAACCGUGGUGCUCGGGGCUCAAUGGGGCGAUGAAGGAAAGGGAAAAGUUGUGGAUCUGCUGGCACAAGAUGCGGAUAUGGUGUGCAGAUGUCAGGGCGGUAACAACGCAGGACACACGGUGGUCGUCGACUCAGUGGAGUACGACUUUCACCUCCUCCCCAGCGGCAUCAUCAACCCCAAGGUUACUGCCUUCAUUGGAAACGGUGUUGUGAUCCACCUUCCCGGCCUGUUUGAAGAGGCAGAAAGGAAUGAACGCAAAGGAAAAAGUCUAAAAGGCUGGGAGCAAAGGCUGAUCAUCUCAGACAGAGCACACAUCGUGUUUGACUUCCACCAAGCGGUUGAUGGCAUUCAGGAACAGCAGAGACAAGAGCAAGCAGGCAAGAAUCUGGGAACAACAAAGAAGGGGAUUGGACCAGUGUACUCGGCCAAGGCAGCUCGUAGUGGCCUCCGAAUAUGUGACCUACUGGCUGACUUCACUCAGUUCUCUGAAAGGUAUAAAGUAUUGGCCCAGCAGUACAAGUCUAUGUACCCAACUCUGGAGAUUGAUAUCGAGGGAGAGCUGAUUAAAUUAAAGGACUAUGUGGAGCGGAUUAAGCCCAUGGUAAGAGAUGGUGUGCACUACAUGUACGAGGCUCUUCACGGUCCUCCAAAGAAGAUCCUGGUAGAAGGAGCUAACGCAGCACUGCUGGACAUAGACUUUGGUACGUACCCAUUUGUGACGUCAUCCAACUGCACGGUGGGCGGGGUCUGCACCGGGCUCGGUAUGCCGCCUCAAAACGUCGGGGAGGUGUACGGCGUCGUCAAGGCAUACACCACCAGAGUGGGCAUCGGAGCGUUCCCCUCAGAGCAGAGCAACGAGAUCGGAGAGCUGCUCCAGACUCGAGGAAAGGAGGUGGGCGUCACCACAGGCAGGAAGAGACGAUGUGGUUGGCUGGAUCUGGUGCUCAUCAAAUAUGCACACAUGAUUAAUGGCUUCACAGCUUUAGCACUCACCAAACUCGACAUAUUGGAUGUGUGCCCGGAAAUCAAAGUGGGCGUGGCCUACAAAGUCAACAACCAAACUAUACCUCAUUUUCCAGCCAAUCAGGAGGUGUUGCAUCGCGUUGAGGUCCAGUACGAGACGCUGCCCGGUUGGAACAGCGACACCUCGGCUGUUAGAAGCUUCGAGGAGCUGCCUGAAAACGCCCAGAAAUACGUUUGCUUCAUCGAGGAGCACGUGGGAGUGCCUGUCAAAUGGAUCGGAGUGGGCAAGUCUCGGGAGUCCAUGAUCCAGCGGUUCUAGACAGAGGGAGGAGGGACAAACUCAAGCAGAGAGGAUGGAUGAACAGCAGUGACUCACCUCGACCUUCAGCCUACUGAUCUACCUGUCUUAAACUCUCCCGACUAAAGACACGACCACUACGUCUGUUCUUAACGCUCUGCACCUGUCGGACUCUACCGUGUCUAGACCAGACUCACCUCCUCACUUGAGCAGCUCCAUGUGCGUUUUUAACAGUUGUAAACUUUAGGGUAACAACCUCCACGAUCAAGUCUCUAUUUACUUUGUCCCAGUUUAUACCACAGCCUUUUAUUUCAGCCACGCGACACCAGCUGCCCUCAGGACUGAGAGAGGACAUGAGGGACACGCACACUCACACACACACUGACCACAGGAACUGCCCACAGGCGUUUGCUUGGUGGAACUUAAUUAAUGUUCUUUCUUUUUUUGUUGUUCAUCUAUACUGUGUUCAAAUGCACUGUGCCAAUCUGGUGUGAA